Loxodonta africana (African savanna elephant) is the source of this 3111-nucleotide messenger RNA. It is a transcript of the gene PROCA1, whose product is annotated as protein interacting with cyclin A1. Gene Ontology annotation, molecular function: A2-type glycerophospholipase activity. The record is from RefSeq and is a predicted model, not a curated record. Lineage: Eukaryota; Metazoa; Chordata; Mammalia; Proboscidea; Elephantidae. Gene Ontology annotation, biological process: arachidonate secretion; phospholipid metabolic process.
CUAAGAGCUGGGAAUAGGCCUGGAGAGGAGCUAAGGAUGGGAUUGAGGCCUGGGCCUGAGCGGCCGAGCUAAGGUUUUGGCCUGAGAGAAGAAAGGGGAGGUACUAGGGUUAAAGGUGGGACAAAGGGGCCUGGGAGAGCAGGGAGGUCCCGGAUGAAGAACGAGACUAAAAGUCAGAACUCGGGGGCGGAGACCACGCAGUCCAGAGCUGGGGGAGGUGGGAGGGGAGCUGGGCAAGCAUGAGGCAGAGUUAGAGGAUUUGGGCGAAGCUGAGAUUGGGGUUUACGGUUGGGUUGCGGGCUUGGCCUAGCUGAGGUUCCGGGUUGGACUUCUGCGAGGAGGGGGCCCCGUACAGACGAAGAACUGGGCUGAGAGCGAUGUGGGUCAGGACGACAGUGACGAUUGAAAGAUGGACUAAGGAAAGGCCUGGGCACGAGAUCAGCGUCUGGGAUGACAGCAAGAGCAGGGAUGUAAACAGGUCGCCCAGCUGGGAGAGAGGACAUCUGCUGGCUGGCGUGGCAUCCAGCACUGACACAUCUACCUUCUCUGAAGGUGAUUUCAAAGAGACUGACAGGUGCUGCUGGAAACACAAGCGGUGUUCUGGACACAUCGUCCACCCCCUCAUCCCUGACUAUGGUCAUCACAAGCUGCACCUGCACACCGUCAACCACUGCGACUGUGAUUCUAGGGCAAAGGAAUGCUCAGAGAAGGCAAACAGCAGCAGCUCCCGAGAUGUGGGCCAAACCUGCUCCCGGGACAUGAGCCCCACCUGCUUCAAGAUCAUCCAGACCCCUUGCUUUGAGCUCAUCCCAGAGGAAGAAGAGUGUGUGGAACGGUUCUGGUAUGGCUGGUGCAAAAGCUACAGGCCUGUCUCGGUGGCAGUGAUCCACCAUCCCAUCCACCGUGAGUUUGUGGAAGAUGACCUCAAUGAAGAUGAGGAGGAAGAAGCAAGCAAGCCUCCUAUCCCGACCCAGGUGGGGCCUACCACCAAGCCCCCUGACACAAGCACUGGCACGGUCACUGGCACCGCCACCGGUACCCCUGACUCAGCAGCUCCCAUCACCAUCUGGCGCUCCGAGAGCCCCACAGGGAAAAGCCAGGGCAACAAGGUGAUCAAGAAGGUAAAGAAGAAGAAAGAAAAAGAGAAAGAUGAGGAGGAGUCAGACAAGGAGAAAGCAAAGCUGAAGAAAAAAAUCAAGAAGGGCAAGGUGACUAAGAAGAAAAGCCCAGUUAAAUCGGAACCUUCGCCUGCAGACUUAGGCCGAUCAAUAAGCCCAAGAGAGUUGGCCAGGAUGUCAGAGUCCAGCCCAGACAGCCGGGAAGAUCUAGAGAGUGAGGGCAGCUACAAUGACCCCAGACAGGAGGAACCCUCCAGUGAGGAUCCUGUGGAGUCUCCAUCACCCAGGAAAAGAGAGAAAAACACAAACCAGAAUAAGAAGUCCGGGAAGGUCUCACAAGUCAGGAAGGUAAACAAGAGGAAGUCUCCCCCAACAUCAAACCCCAAUGUCAGUUGAGGCCAGGGUGACCAGGGCAAAGAAUAAAUUCCAUCAAGCCUGUAGCUGACCACCUACCACUGUUCUCUCUCCAGCUGGACUCCUUCUGUGUGUAUGUGUUGAGGGGGUGGUUCUGGGCACAGCUGGAGCCAAGGGGCUAGGGCUGCAGGGGUUUCUGAAGGGCGAUCCAGCUUUCAAUGAAGUCCAUAGGAAGGUGGAUGGGAGGGAGACCCUUUCCGUCUUACAGGGGGAAGGAGAGGGACAUAGCCAUUUUUUCUUAAUAUUCUAGGACUGGGACAGAAGCGUACAUGUGGGUUGGGGUAGGUAGCUAAGGCUCUCCCUCUACUGGAAAACUGGUCUGUGUGGAUUCUGCUUCUGGGACAGGCAGUACUGUCUGCAGUAACAGCCACAAUAAAAUCAACCUUUUAACCCACUCUGUGCCGCUGCACCUGGCCUUUCCUUCUCUAAGUGGCCCUGGGGAAGAUGGGGCAGGGCAGCCCACAGGGGUCAGCAAGGCUUCCACCUGCUCUAGGAGGUGCUCACGGCACCAUAGGAGACACGACCUUCCCAGCUGGUGUGGCCCUGCUCUAGCUAGACCCUUGCAGACUUUCUGUGUUCAAGGGAGAACUGAGUUCUUGGCAGAGGGCCAGCCUUCCCCUGCUCCUGACAACCUUUCAAAAAAACAAAAAAAAACUUGAAUAACAACAAGGGAGCUCAUCAGGUUUGAGCAGCGGUGGCCCUUUCUGACUUCUCUGCAGAGCCCCAAGCAGGGGCAGGGAGAGCAAAGCCUUACGAUCCCAGCACUGACUCACAAAGCUGUGAGCUGAAGCCCUUGUGGAGACACAGAGGGGACCAGGGGUCCAGAACAAAAGUGGCAGUGGGGGUGCAGGAAGGGACCAGGACUAGGAGGCUGGCUAGUCCCAGCCAGGAAGGACUGGGCCCCUUGCCACAUCCCAGCUCCCUUUUCCAGGGCCUGUGUAGGGGGAAAGGGGGGGCAGUGAUGGUGGGAGACCAUCCUGGGGCAGAAACACUUGACUUGCUUGGGAGUAUUGUCGGAGAUGAAGGUCCAGCCGGCAAAAAGGGAACAGUGGAAGGUGCAAGGAUUUGAGGUAAAAAAAAUCCGACUUACUUGUGGCCUUUCUCAUUAUGCCAGAGAAGACCAACCAGGAGGCCCAGGGGAUGGGGUAGCUGGGAGUGAGUGAGUCUAAGAAGGGCACUAGUGUUUACUGAGAGCUCUUCAUGUACCAGGCACUGGGCUAAGCAGUUCAUACACAUUGUAUCAGCCUUCCCGCAGCUGAUGAGCUAGGUAUUAUCAUUUCCAUCUUGCCAAUAAGAAAGCAGAUUUAGAGGCAGUUAAGUAGCUUGCACAAGGGUCAUGGAACUAGGAAGCAGAGCAGGGAUGUGACCCCAGGCAGGCAGCUUCUACAGCAGACUGCCUGGGGUCAUGUCCUUGCUCUGCACUACCAGGGACCAUUGCCCUUCUCCUGGAUGGGAAACGGGAGUCAGGGGAGCCUUCACAGCUCCACACACUGCUUUGAAAGCUACUCCUCAAAGAGCCGAAGAGUUGCAGAGACUGCAGCAAGCGCUCUGUAGAAACACUGUUUAUUCAAUGAUAGGC